Messenger RNA from Dermacentor andersoni, 3015 nucleotides. Its product is annotated as endothelin-converting enzyme 1-like. Gene Ontology annotation, molecular function: metalloendopeptidase activity. Gene Ontology annotation, cellular component: plasma membrane. Lineage: Eukaryota; Metazoa; Arthropoda; Arachnida; Ixodida; Ixodidae. The record is from RefSeq and is a predicted model, not a curated record. Gene Ontology annotation, biological process: protein processing.
AUGUUGCCAGUACCUUCUGUGGACGUCUUCGGACGGCUCAGCACGGAGACGUCGCUGCGCCAAACGCUGACCACGAAGCCCGAGCGUGUGCCGCAUCAUCGCGAGCUGCUCGCUUACGUGGCCUCCGUGGGGGUCUUGCUGACCGUGCUGGUGGCUGCCGUGCUGCUCGUCGUGUACCAGAGCGAACGAGGCAUGGAUACCCUCUCCCUGUGCAUCACCGAGGAAUGCAAAGUUUUCGCCGAGCAGGUGUCGUCAUCACUCAACCUGUCGGCGAAUCCGUGCCGCGACUUCUACGAGUUCACUUGCGGGAACUGGCCAAAGGCCAACCCGGGACAUGCAUCCGAGGCGUCCCGCAUCACGGGGGUACUCAUCGAAGAAGCCGGCAGGCUACUCAUGCUACAACCCAUGCUGGACGUCGAAAAUCAGACUGCCAUCGCCAAGGCUAGCAACUUGUAUAUGGGUUGCCUUCAAGGCGAUGACCAGAUAGCGAAGCUUCGCUACGAGUUGCUGCCCGAGAUGCACGUCCGCUGGCCGCACGCCAAGGGUGACAUCGACCCCGUGCUGCACUUGGUAGAGCUGGGCAUCCAGUGGCAGAUGCCCACGUUGCUCGACGUGCGCGCCGAUGAUUACGUGCAGCUGUCGCAGAAGCGCAGCCCCGUCUUCGACACUGUCACCAUGGACUGGUGGCAACCGGUGUUUCGGCGCCUCCACAAGCGGGGAGGGUACGCGGACUAUGUCCGCUCCUUCUACGAGGCUCUUUCCGAUGACAGAAACGAGACGGCACUGAACAUUGUGGUUGACGCACUGACACGUUGCGAGCAGUUUCUGAUGGAGCACAAGGGAGCAUGGCACACGUACCGUGAUGGUAUCCUGGACAAGUAUGAGCUACAGGAUCUCCAGCGCCGAUACAUGCCCGGUCUCAGCGUGGACCGAUGGGUGAACGCGAUUAACACGCAAUGGUCCUUCAAAGUCACACCAGAAACAAUAGUGUACGUCAUGGAUCCGGUCGCACUGGAAAGCACCGCCUUGUUACUGUCUAACUUCACGUGGGUCGAGUCCAACCUGCUGAUUGGCUGGUACGUCCUACAGAAGCUUGCGCCCUCCGUCAGCCCCUCCUUCCGGGAGCUUCUGGUGCCUGCAUUUGAGAACGAUACCGGCACGCUGCUGACUUUGCAAACGGGGCGCUGCAUGGAGGUGCUUAUAGAUGUGAUGGGCGUCGUGCCCUUCUGGCCGGAGAUCCACAAUCGGAUCGCACUGCAGACACGCGACAUGGCCGACUCGCUGUUGUAUAGCGUUUCCACGGCGAUCCAGCAUAGCAUCAGCGACAGCGAGUGGAUGGACGCCGGGAGCAAAGAAGUGGCCCUCAACCAGCUAACCAAGAUCAAGGUGGUGAUGGGAAUGGCCCGGGAGGCGGAAACCGAGAGGAUUCUUACAAUGCUCUACGCCGACGUCCCCGCCGUUACGUCUGACUUCCUCACCUCGUGGAGGAAAACUCUGGAAGCCAUGCGGCCGCACCUGAUUCUCCCCGAUGGCUACGCGGACGUAUAUUCCAUGGACCCGCUAUGGCACGGUGUACGCUUCAGCGCCGACACGGACACGCUGCUCAUAUCCGUGCAUGACCUGUUUAUGCCGUACUUCCACCACUCGGCGCCUAGGGCCGUCAACUACGCCGGCCUGGGAGCACUCAUCGCCCGAGGAUUAAUGCAGAUCUUCGACCCAUACGGGCCGGAAGGGGCACUGGAAAAGUGGUCCAAUCAGUCUCGGAAGCUGUACGCGCAUGUGCACAGCUGCCUGAACUCGACGUAUGGCACUAGCUGGUUGGCGCCUAUGCGGAGACGGCAGUUCGGCGACACGGCGCCCAUACGCUCGCUGUACCGAGCGUUCCGGCCCUCGCAGACCAAGGAGCGGCAGCUGAACAGUCUGCGGGAAUUCGACCCGCAGCAAACGUUCUUCAUCGCAUUCUGUCACGCCCACUGCGUCAAUGAUCCCAAGGACCAGGCUGCCAGGGAUCGGUGCAACGUUCCUCUGCGCAACCUGGUCGACUUCUCGUUCGUCUUCAAGUGCCCGCUCGGUGCGCCAAUGAAUCCACGUUACAAGUGCAACAUAUGGUGAAGAGGCGUCUGUGGUUUUCGGAGAGCACCUUGUCUCUUCUUUAAUUCGGCUCACUUCAUUUCCUCUGCAAGAACACUUGUCUUGAUACAUAUUCCAUGCGGUUAUUGUGGACCUAUUGUGCUUGCUUUGUUUGUUUUUAUGGGUUAAUUAUAGCGUCAUCUUUGUGUUAUUUGUAUAAGCUUAUCUUAUGCUUAUUGACAAUGCGCGUCGGCAUAGGAUUUGCUCAAGUACACCAGCAAUUGCGAGGACGCUGUAGCUCCUUCUUACCGAAAUGUAUUAUCGCAAUUUUUAAUCAUUUUUUACUCAGGUAAAUUAGAAACGGAAUUACUUUAACCACCUGGACCUCUUGCAGUUUCAAGCUGUGCAGCAGAAGAUUGCUUUUGCUUGCAAGUGACUCGUGUGGCCAUUUGGGCAUGGUGUAGAAUUAGUCAGAAUCAUGAUUGAAAUGAAAAAGAAAGUUUACAAAGAUUCUUCAUCCUGUGACUGUCGUUAACGCUACUUGUUGCUUUCUAUGUGCUUCGUAUUUUCUCGAUGAGUACAAGACAUAAGUGAAGCCUUCAGAUACGUAUUUCUGCUAGAAUAAGACUGUGUUUUUCUAAAGGCUUAGGAAUGUCCCAAAAAGUAAUGUCGCACUGUAUAUGUAAGCUCUCCGUGUUCUGUGGCGCCUUCGGGAACUUAUUUUCUCUACAUAAUUAAACCAGUUAGCAAGAAGAGAAACGCGUUUCUUGUUAUUCGAUUCGGAUGCUUUGAAACAUGUCCACAUGAUCGCACAUUCUCUCUUGUAUGAGCGUGUUCUACUAGGAUCCAAAAAAGAGGGGCCUAAGAAAAGCAAGAUGACAGUUAUGGUACAAUUACUAUUACUUAUUUUGUUGUUGAUAUUGAUGAAUAAUAAAAACCACUCUU